Molecule: messenger RNA, 1389 nt
Organism: Candida albicans SC5314
Lineage: Eukaryota; Fungi; Ascomycota; Pichiomycetes; Serinales; Debaryomycetaceae
Exons: 1
Coding region: 1-1389 (462 amino acids)
Molecular function (GO): protein binding
Source: RefSeq, a predicted model, not a curated record
AUGACAUCAAAAUUUGAUAAUAUUUACAAGUCCGAUCUUGUCACCAAUGCUAGUCUUGCCCUAUUUAAUACCAGAACUUUUAAAAAUACUAUUCAUCCAACAAAUUCUUUAAUUACAAAACUACCUCCAUAUAUUAUACAACAGAUAUUAGAAUAUGUCAACCAAUUUGAUUUAAUUAAUCUACUGUUGACUUGUUCAAGAUUAUAUUUGUUAGCCAUUGAAAAAUUAUAUAAACGUAUCACUAUAGUAUUAGAAGCUGAAUUCCCCAAUAAAUAUAAAGGUGAUUCUCAUAAAUAUAUUAUUGAUAAUGGGAUGAAAUAUAUGGAUAGUUCAUUAAUUUUCAAAUUAAAUAAUUUACUAAAAUUUAUCAUUACCAUCACUAAGAAUAAAUCGAUAUUCCAAUUAAUUAAAUAUGUGGUAUUUGAUAAAAGUUAUGAUACAUUUCAGGGGGGAAGUGAUUUAUUAAUUGCGUUACAAUGUCAAAUUAUGAAAAUUUUUGAAUUUUCUAAAAAUUUGAAUUUUUUACAUAUAUCAUUUGUUGAUUUCACUAAAGGAAUUGAUAAAUUAACCAAAUUUUUACUGUUUGAAAAUGUUCGUCAAAAAAUGUUUAAAUUAUUAAUAACUGAUUUAAAUCAAUUGAAUAAACCAUUUAUACCGCCAAAUUUAACUAAUCUAUUUUUAUUAUUGAAUGAUCAUGAUAAUGAUAAUAAUAAUAAUAAUAAUAAUAAUAAUAAUAAUAAAAUACCGAUUAUGGAUUUAUCAAUGCCACCAUUUGAUUGUUUUAAUUCCUUAUUUACAUUGACUUGUUCUACAACUAAUCAAUUGGGGUUAUCAAUAUUGAAAAAUUUGAAAUUAAGUUCAAGAAAUAUGAAAUUGAAAUUAAAAGGUUUAACAGUUUUCCAUCGUCAUAAAAAUACCUUCCUCACACCAGAACAAGAGCAAGAACAAGAACAACAACAACAAUCGGAUAAUUCUACAAAGUUGGAUUUUGAAAUAAUUAAUCAAACGAUUGAUUUAACUUAUUUAUCUCAUUUAUAUUUAAAAGUUGAUUGUAAUGAACAUCGAGAUAAUUUAUGUAAUUGUUAUGAAAUAUUUUUCGAUAAAUUUUCCCAAUUUUCUAAUCAAAAUAAUGGAUUACCAAAUUUAAUUAAUUUUGAAAUUGAAUCUUAUCCAAAUAUGGAAUGGUUAAGACCUCAUCAACAAAUGGAAAAUAUUUUAACUCCUUUAAGUGGUUUUAUUAAAACUUUAACCAAUUUACUGAGAUUAACUAUUGAUUUUUCUACUCCUGGUUUCAAAAUGUUUGAUAAUAAUUUAGCAUUAUCGAAUUAUAUGUUGAAUAAAUUAAAUKRAACAUUUAAUGCAAGCAUUUUUCUUAAGUUUUGUUAUUAA